GUGCUACCCCUCCCCUCCCCUCACCCAGCUCUCUCUCACUUGCCCCGCGUGAGACCCCUCCCCCAGUUCGUUCUCCAUCUCCCCUGCCUCGCGUCUCCAUCUCCAUCUCCCCUCACCUAGUUCGUCUUCGUUCGUCUCCCCUGCCCUGCGUCUCCAUCUCCGACCGUCUCCCCUCCGCUCCCCUCAUCCAGUUCGACUUCUUCAAAGUACUCGGAAAGGGUUUUUUCCAAGACAAUUCGAGCAUUGCAAUGGAUGUCAACAUAAAAUAUUCAGAUAAUGCGUGUGAUGAGUUAGGAAUUGAUAAGGAGAUUGGAGGUGAUGAAACUAUUGAAGAACCUACGGUUGGAAUGCAAUUUUCAUCUGUAGAAGAAGUGCAUGCUUACUAUAUGAAGUAUGGUAAGAAAAAAGGGUUUGGGGUAUCCAAAAGGAAUUCUAGACAGAAUGACGAUGGGACGGUAAGAUGGUUUUGCUUGGCAUGCUCGCGAGGAGGCAUAUCAAAGAGUAGGACUGCCAAUGUUAUGAAACCAAGACAAACGGUAAAGAUGGGGUGUAAGGCUAGGAUUAAUGCGGUAUUCAAUGAUGAAGGUGUAUAUACUAUAUCUAAGGUGAUAUUGGAUCACACACACGCCUGUAGUCCGGGAAAGACAAGACAUUUCAGAUGCUUUAAGAAGGUUGAUGCUCGUGUCGCUAAGAGACUUGAAAUAAAUGACGAGACAAAAAUAGGAUUGUCCAAUAAUUUUAAGUCUGUGGUUGUUGAGGCGGAGGGUUAUGAUAAUGUAACAUUCGGGGAGAAUGAGUGUCGAAACUACAUUGACAAUGCACGACGACUUCGUCUUGGGGUUGGAGGCGGUGUAGCUCUAUGUAACUAUUUCGAAGAUAUGCAAAAAAGAAAUCCAGAGUUUUAUUAUAAGAUAGACGUUGACAAUGAGAUGCGGUUAAAAAAUAUGUUUUGGGCAGAUGCUCGGAGUAGAGCUAUGUAUGAAUCAUUCGGGGAUGUGAUUACAUUUGAUACAACAUAUCUGACUAAUGCAUAUAAAAUGUCUUUUGCAUCGUUUGUAGGUGUGAACCACCAUGGGCAGUCAAUCCUAUUCGGAUGCGGAUUGAUAUCCAGUGAGGACGCAUAUACAUUCGAGUGGUUAUUUGAGUCAUGGUUGCAGUGUAUGAAUAACCAACCGCCAAAUGCAAUCAUCACAGACCAAGACAAUGCCAUGAAAAUUGCAAUCUCGAGGGUGUUAUCAAUUUCUAGGCAUCGAUUCUGCUUGUGGCAUAUAAUGAAAAGGCUUCCUGAGAAGUUUGGAUCACAUUGUCGAUAUGGAGAAAUCAAGAGUGCUAUACAUAGGUGCGUUUAUGACUCUUUCAGUGAGCAUGAGUUUGAGGAACAUUGGUGUCAUAUGCUCAAUACAUAUGAUUUGCAUGAGAAUGCAUGGUUGGUAUCACUGUAUAGUGAUCGGCAUUUUUGGGUGCCGACCUAUGUUAAAAACACAUUUUGGGCAGGAAUGUCAACUACACAACCGAGUGAAGGAAUGAAUGCAUUUUUUGGUGACUACAUUCACUCUAGAACUACUCUGAAUCAAUUUGUUGACCAGUAUGAUUCAGCCCUUAAGAGGAAUGUAGAGAAUGAAACAAUUGCUAACUUUAAAUCUUUUAACACAAACAUUCCUUGCAUCAGUCGCUAUCCUUUUGAGAAGCAAUUUCAAAGUGCAUAUACUCUUGCUAAGUUUAAAGAAGUACAAGAUGAAUUGCGAGGAUUUCUAUAUUUGACUACUAAGGAGAUGGGGUGUGAGAGUGGUAGAUAUACGUUCGUUGUUGUGGAUGAGGUUCAAGUUGGUGAUGACUUAUUAAAACGUGUAACCUUUAUUGUCAAAGUUGAUCAAGAUCCCCUUGAUGUGGAAUGCAGUUGUAAGUUAUUUGAGUUUAGAGGUAUUUUGUGCAGGCACGCUCUCCGUAUCUUAACUCAGAUGGGCCAACAUACAAUACCAUCAAAAUACAUCUUGGAUCGGUGGAGGAAAGAUGUUAAGCGAAAAUACACCUUUGUGAAAAGUAGUUAUGACACUAGUAGUAUCGACGAUACGCGAAGGUAUGAUAGGAUCCAAAAUUGCUUCUAUGAACUAUGUUUUAAUGCUUCAAAGGCCGAGAGCAGUUGUCUUAAAUUGAUUAGUCAGAUAGAACAAUUGAAGACACAGUAUCAUGGUAUUGCUGAUCAUGAUACUAGCAACACAGUUGAUACAACUAAUUAAAUGGAGGGCACGACAGGUAGAUGCCAUGAGAUAAUUUUGUAAUCUUGGUCACAAUGACAUGUUUAGAUCAUUAAUUAUACCUGUUUUGUAAUAUUGGUCACAAUUUUGUAAUUUGAAAUCUUGGGAUUUAUUGAACCUGUUUUUGUAACUCUUUGUUGAUGUAAGCAAUCAUGGUUUUCCUCCA
Messenger RNA from Juglans regia (Persian walnut), 2421 nucleotides. RefSeq names its product protein FAR-RED IMPAIRED RESPONSE 1-like. NCBI's taxonomy places the organism in Eukaryota, Viridiplantae, Streptophyta, Magnoliopsida, Fagales, Juglandaceae. The transcript is spliced from 2 exons. Gene Ontology annotation, biological process: regulation of DNA-templated transcription. Gene Ontology annotation, molecular function: zinc ion binding. The coding region runs from base 249 to 2237 and encodes 662 amino acids. The record is from RefSeq and is a predicted model, not a curated record.